AUGCCUAAGCAAUGCGUAGAUUGCCGGAUAUUACACUUUGCUGUGUUAUCCACUAAAAGUAACGCAGCUUCCUCGGAUUCCAACCCGACGAAAGUAGUGGUGGAAGAGGAAGAUGACGAAUCGUUGCCAGAGAUCACGCUGGAGGAGUUCAAAGAAAGGUAUAGAAGACUGAUACCCUACAUGACGUUCUACGUAGCGAACAAUUACGUGAAUGCACAGACAGCAUCACCACAAACCACUUCCGCGAAAGAGUAUCAAAGUAGUCCACUGGUAAGGAAACCUCCACAACCGUUCACCAGGAUCAACACCGUGCCACGAAGGGAGAACAAUUACCGCACGAACGUGCAGAAUCAAGACAAGAAAUUCGUUCCUUCCGUGCAGUACGAUCCCAGAAACGUGGGAGCAGACAGCGAGUACUUCACGCCCGUGAGAUACGGUACGAAAAUCAGUUACGACGAGUACUCGACACCGUACCAGCUGUACCACGAUCUACAGUCGAUGUAUCCUGAAAUAUCGACGGUAGCUAGCCAGCAGAUCUCUCGCAACGGGAACAGGUACUACACAAACGUGAGACUAUCACGACCUUACACGACAAAUGGCAGAGAUCACCCGCCUAGAAAACAAGCAGCUAAACCAAUCCAGGGCAAUAUUCGAGAGGACUACUUGCUCGACUAUAAUGCCAGACCAACGAGCAACGUUGCCCUUAAUUACCCGAUUAAAGACGUCCAGGGACAUCGACAAGCUUCUCCUUAUUCUAACCUGCAAGCUCUAGAUUCCGUUCCAGGAAAACAAAACCCUAUAUUCGCUCAACCACCGCGAAAUCCAAACCUGAAUCUACAGCAGAUAGCUGAAAGCUUUCAUUUGAGCGAACGUCUGCCGGAGAUGUUGAGCAAAGAUAAUAUAGAUAACAGUUUAAAAACACUAGUAGAGAUACUGAACAUCCUCCAUAACACGAAGAAAGAAGAAUUCCCGCAGAUCCAAGCACCACCGUUGACGCAACUGGCACCCUCGCCACCUAGAUUGCCGCAGAAGGCAACGAACUUCAAGGUUCGGCAACAAACGAGGCCGAAAGUGAUAACUGAAACGCGAUUCCAAGCAACGCCGAAUCCUUUAUAUCUGACUGACGAUCCUGAACGUUACAAAAUGACAUAUGAAGAAGAAACGAAGCCUAAACCACCUCCUCAGUCGAGUUACAGCACAAACAGUUUAAGCAACAAGCUGGUAGAAUAUUAUGUUCCUGUGGUUCAUGAAACCCCGACGAAGGAGAAAGAACCGUUUCUGCCUACGGUUAGACCGGAAACUAAUGAAGGUCCAACUGACCAUUCUUACGCGAUCACGGAGGACCUCAGAGACGACGUGUUACAAGAGGAACGAUUCACUCCGCCACCGGUUACCACGAAAAGUCCGGUUUACAGUUACACGGAACCCAACAGGGUUUCAUCCCCGAAACAAAGUGCCCCGCAGACGUCGUUAAAAUAUGGCGCCACACAAGGAGAAGCUAAUGUUGAUUACCCAGCCUAUUCUAAAAUACCGUAUACGAAUUUCAGUUGCAAGGAACAGCGGUAUAAGGGAUUCUUUGGCGAUCCGGAUACUGGAUGCCAGGUAUGGCACUACUGCGAUCUCAACGGUGGCAAAUCAUCGUUUUUAUGUCCGAAUGGUACUAUAUUCAGUCAAGUAGCGUUAACAUGCGACUGGUGGUUCAACGUAAAAUGCGAAACGACGACUCAAUUAUACGUGUUAAACGAACGAUUGUACAAGUACAUUCUGCCAAUAAUGCCAAAGUUUCCGGAAGACUUCACCGGUCCAGAAGUAGAUCGGUAUUUGGAGAUCAAGUUUAAGGAGAUGGAGGCAAAGUUGAAGGAGAAAAAGUUGAAGAAGCAGCAAGAAGAGAAAGAGAAGCUCAAGGAGAAACAGCAAACACAACAAAAGGAAGAUGAAUAA
This is a messenger RNA of Habropoda laboriosa, 1941 nucleotides long. RefSeq lists its product as uncharacterized. The transcript has 3 exons. The record is from RefSeq and is a predicted model, not a curated record. Lineage: Eukaryota; Metazoa; Arthropoda; Insecta; Hymenoptera; Apidae. Bases 1 to 1941 code for a protein of 646 amino acids. Gene Ontology annotation, molecular function: chitin binding. Gene Ontology annotation, cellular component: extracellular region.